This is a messenger RNA of Rhagoletis zephyria (snowberry fruit fly), 807 nucleotides long. RefSeq lists its product as uncharacterized. The record is from RefSeq and is a predicted model, not a curated record. Lineage: Eukaryota; Metazoa; Arthropoda; Insecta; Diptera; Tephritidae.
AUGCCCAUGGAAGAGCAAUCAACUGAUAAUGCUGAUAUGUCUGACAACGCAGCAGUGGCGGAGAACAAAUGCCUAACUGGCGAGCUGCAGCAUAAUAGCAUCAAACCACCGGUAUUCUGCAAGCAAAGGCCUGAUUUGUACUUUCUACAAAUGGAGUCCAGCUUUGCCAUAACUCGGGUGAAAAGCGACGAAACUAAAUAUCACUACGUCAUUAGUUCCCUGGAUGCGGAAGCAAUAAUGCAAAUCGCCGACAUUGUGAGCAAUCCGUCAGCAACAGAAAAAUAUGAGGCGGUAAAAAAAGCGCUCAUCGCCGAGUUUACAGAUUCUGAUCAACGUAAAAUUCGAAAGCUAAUCAAGGAGAGUGAGCUCGGUGAUUUAAAAUCGACGCAGUUGCUCAAACGCAUGAAAGCUUUAGCCAGAGACAAACUCAGCGAUGACGUCCUGAAUUCGCUGUGGCUGAAGCGUUUGCCUGACAAUGUGCGCGCGGUAAUCUCGAUCGGAACGGGCGAUUCGGCAGAAAUGGCAAGGCAGGCCGACCAGAUGAUGGAGAUGCUAAGCUUUUCAAAUGUGGCGACAAUACAAAGCGAAGUGGGUCUCAGCAAGCAGGUAGAACGGCUGCAAUCACAAAUAGACGAACUCCGACUAUCAAGAACGUCGCGCGCCGGAAAUAAGGACCCAACUGCUCGUAGCAGAAGCCGAUCACGACCACGUUUUCCUUUUUGCAAAUACCACUGGCGUUUUGGUGCAAAAGCAAACAAAUGUAUCGAGCCAAGCCAGUUCAAAAGACUAGACAUGAAGGAAAACUAG